Messenger RNA from Monodelphis domestica (gray short-tailed opossum), 8321 nucleotides. Its product is annotated as putative E3 ubiquitin-protein ligase HERC6. Gene Ontology annotation, molecular function: ubiquitin protein ligase activity. Gene Ontology annotation, biological process: ubiquitin-dependent protein catabolic process; protein ubiquitination. The record is from RefSeq and is a predicted model, not a curated record. Gene Ontology annotation, cellular component: cytoplasm. NCBI's taxonomy places the organism in Eukaryota, Metazoa, Chordata, Mammalia, Didelphimorphia, Didelphidae.
GUUGCCCUGGACAUCCUUCUUAAAGGAAGAUUCUAGGAAGGGCACUCGCUCCUACCACAGGGUGAGAGAACUUCUGAGAUGUGAGUUUCCGGACUGAAAUCAUCUUGGGGGUGGGGGGGAGGUAGGGUAAGGGAUGGACUCCACCUCCGCCUGCUCUCCGAGUUCUCUCAAACCACAAGACGAGUUGGAAGAAGGGAACAAUUUUCUUCAUUUAGGGCGUCUCUAGCGUGGAAGUGGUGGUCCCCACGGGCAACCCUAUUGCUGCUUUUCUGGUCACAGGAUGGCAGGCAGCUUGAAAAACGAAAAUUCCUAGAGAUCAGAAAACGAUUCCCGCCUUGAGGGGGUGGAGCUGGAGCCAGAGAUGAUAACAGACCUUGAUCAUCCACAACCAGAGCUCCAGUGGGCAGAAGCGCCUUGUGAGGCAGGAGCGACAUGUACUACUGUUGGGGCGACAACUCCUCGGGGCAGUUGGGGAUCCCGGCAGUGCCGAGAGCCAAGGCCAGGGCGGUGAGAUGCCGGCGGGGAGCCAGCCUAGGCAACCAGACCUUACUGCAGGCUGCUUGCGGCGAGCGCCACUCACUGCUGCUGCUGUCCGACGGCACCGUUUGGUCUUGCGGAAACAACAGCUGCGGGCAGCUGGGCAGGAAGAGAUGCCAGAAACAUGGCAGGCCAGCACAAAUUCAGGCACUGGAAACUCAGAACAUUGUUUCUGUCAGCUGUGGGAAAGAGCACUCCUUGGCCAUUUGUAAAGAAGGAAGAGUCUUCUCGUGGGGAUCUGGUUCCGACGGGCAAUUAGGCAUCAGAGAAUUUAAGAAACUAAGUUCUAUACCAAAGAAAAUUGAUGAGCUUUCCAGUUUCAAAAUAAUCCAAGUUUCUUGUGGACAUUAUCAUUCCAUAGCAUUGGCACAAGAUGGCAGAGUAUUUUCAUGGGGAAAGAACAAUCAUGGUCAACUAGGUCUGGGGGAAAAUGUCCCCUCCCAAGCCAGCCCGCAGUGGGUAAAAUCUCUUGAUGGCAUUCCUUUGGCUCAGGUUGCAGCAGGAGGUGCCCACAACUUUGCCCUCUCUUUCUCUGGUACUUCCUAUGGUUGGGGAAGGAAUAAUGCAGGCCAGCUGGCCCUCAGUGGCAAGAAAGAAUCAGCUGAACAAAUCUCCAAACCUUUUUCCAUUGGUGAACUGAAAAGGCUUCAAGUAACAUACAUCAGCUGUGGGGAUGAACAUACAGCUGUCCUCACCCAGGAUGGUAAAGUGUUCACUUUUGGAAGCAAUGACUCUGGACAACUAGGACGUCAACUAAUUUCUGGGAUGAAGGGUCCUCAGGUUGUGGAUUCAGCUGUUUCGUUUUCUCAAAUAGCUUGUGGAAGUUAUCAUACACUGGCAUAUUCCUGUACCACUGGUCAGGUGAUAUCUUUUGGUUGUGGAUCUCAAAGAGACCCGAUUGGCCCUUUGCAACCAGGUGAUGCAGUACAGAACUUCAAUAUUAGCAACCUGAUUUCUUCUAAUGACUUUACAGAUUUUCAAGUGAAAGACAUUUUUGCUGGAGCAAAUGCCAACUUUGUGACCACUCUCCAGGCAAAGGAUACUAGUUCUUCAGGUGCUACUGGAAGAAGUCCACAGCAAAUCAGCCAAAUUAACCAAUCCCUGAUUAGGAAAUGGACCAUGGCAAAAUUUGGAAGUGAAGAAUGUGAGGAGUCACGAAGGGAAAUAUGUGAGAUAUUUUCAUCUCCUGCUUGUCUGACUGCAAGUUUUUUAAUGAAAAGAACUGGAAAUACUAAUCCUAAUGAUGUCGACCUACAAAAGGUGAGAGACACAUUUGAGGAAUUGACUCAGACGCCCUGGAUUAAAUACCUGAUAACUGCAAGACUCAGCUGUUUUCUGCUCAAAGCUCUUAAUUUAGAUUCUCCACAUAAGGAUGCUUUAUCAAUCUUCCUUCUGCUCCCCGAAUGUCCCAUAAUGCAAAAUCCUAAGAACUGGAAGUGUCUAGUGGUCCCAUUCGCAGAGGCUUUGUGUAAAAUGACUGACCGGUCUUCAAGAGUCCUAGAGGAAUGUUGGGCAUCGUUAGAAGAAUCCUCUUUCAAAUCAUUGAUCCAGAUGGUCAAAAGAAGCAUCUACUGUCAAAUGAAUUCAUGGACUGAAAGCGUCCAGGACCACUGUACUAUGAAAACUCUCCUUAGAGUGCUGAAGAGGCUUCACAGGGUAAAUGAGAUGACCAAAUGUAAAGUUCCUGAGAGUGAAUUCCACAUUAAUGAACUCUCUACUUGGCUUGAUUUUUUGGAAGAUCUAAGAAGAUUCUUUUAUUUCAAAAUUCUUUCUGCAUUGUCAGUUGAAGCCAACAAUCCUGUCAUAUUUACUCAUUUUCCCUUUGUCUUUGAUUUUCCAUCCAAAGUUAAUAUACUGAAUGUAUAUUCACGUGCAAUUUGGAAGGCUGAAGAAAAGGCAACUUUUUAUCAACACUUGACAAAUUUUGUGCAGAAUAAAACAAAUGAACCAAUCACCCCACCUAAACUUUGUCUCAAAGUCAGACGGAGUCACCUGAUUGAGGAUGCCCUGAGGCAGUUAAGCCAAGUUGUAGACAAAGACUUUAAGAAGGAAUUAUUGGUUGAAUUUAUUGGAGAAAUUGGUCUUGACUUUGGAGGGGUCAGGAAAGAAUUUUUCUAUUAUAUGUUUAAGGAAAUGAUCCGGCCGGAAUAUGGGAUGUUUGUGUAUUCUGAAACAUCUUCCCUAAUGUGGUUUCCUACCAAUCCUAUCUUAAAAAAGAAAAAUUAUUUCCUCUUUGGAAUACUGUGUGGCCUCUCAAUAGCGAGUGGCAAUGUUGUACACCUUCCUUUUCCACUAGCUCUCUUUAAGAAACUUUUGGACAAAAAACCCUCACUGGAAGACUUGCAAGAAUUGACUCCUGAAAUGGGCAACAAUUUGCAGUUACUUCUAGAUGAUAAUGACAAUGAAGAAGAAUUUUCCCUAUGUUUUUCUAUAUAUUGGGACAAAGAAGACGUAGACCUAAUUCCAAAUGGAAGCACCAUACAUGUGGACAAAUCCAACAAGGAAGAUUUUGUUUCCAGAUGUAUUGAUUACAUCUUUAACACCUCUGUGAAGAAAAUUUAUGAGGAGUUCCAAAUGGGAUUUUAUAAAGUCUGUAAAAAGGAGAUAAUCAACUUUUUCAAGCCCGAAGAGCUUAAGGCAGUGACAAUUGGAAACCUGGAUUAUGACUGGAAAACUUUUGAAAAGAAUUCAAAAUAUUGCCAAGGAUACCAUAGGUCACACUCUACCAUUAUGAUGUUCUGGGAUGCUUUCCACAGGUUGCCUCUAGAAGAAAAGAAAAAAUUCCUCCUCUUUCUUACAGGAAGUGACAGAUUUAACCCAGAAGGAAUAGGCAAUCCGGGAAUAGAAUUUGCCUAUCUUGAAACUUUAAAGGAAGAAGAUCUUCCACAAGCAAGCACGUGUUUUAAUAUUCUCUACCUCCCACAGUAUUCUACAAUGGAAAGGAUGGAGAAAGCCCUUCAAACAGUCAUCAAAAACAACAGCGGGUUUGCCGAUUAGCCAUCAUUCAAACAUUUACAAAGAAGGAUUACUGGACUGAAGAUGUACAGUAAAUGAUUGUGCUAAUUCAAUAUAUUAAUGACUUUUUAAAAAGCAUUGUAACUUGCAAGAUAAGUUCUAGGUUUUAAGCUUUUUAAGGGCAGGGACUUUAUCCUAAUGAUUAUUGUUUCUUUGGACCUUAGUACAGUGCUUUUCAUGUAAUCAAUACUUAUCCUGGCACUUAUGACUAGUGGAUAAAAUGAAUAAAAUUAGAUGAAAGCAGUAUAAAAAUGAGGGAUAGGACAGGGAGAUGGGUUAGUGGACAGAGAGCCAGGCUAGGAGGCAGGACAAGUUCAAAUCCAGUUUCAGACCCUUCUUAGCUGUGUGACCCUGGGCAAGUCACUUAACCCCAGUUGCUUAGCCCUUACUGCUCUUCUGCCUUUGAACCAAUACAUAGUGUUGAUUCUAAGAUGGAAGAUAAGGUUUAAAAAAAAAAAGGAGGGAUUAUGGAAGCAGAUUCAGGGAAAGAACAGCUUGGAAAGGAUAGAGAGAAGGCCAAGAAGUAUCCAGAAGAUAAAAAGUCUGGCUGAAAGAGUGAAAUUUUGUUCUUAAAAGAUCUGAGGUUUUAUGAAGGGCACAGUGCUGGAAGCAAAUUUUUGUCAUAUGGGAAGAUUAGCCUAUUUGAUUUUGUGCACAAAAUUACUUGGUAGGUGUGAAAUGUUUUUUUUUUUGCCUUUGUCACACAUUCAUCUUAAAUGAUAAUAUAUAAUCAUAGAUCAUUAUUAUAUUUAAAUUAUUGACCCACUAGAAUGAAAAUUUUUUGUCUAAAAUUUCUGGCACAUUUUUGUCUCAAAAAUUUACAUUUAAAGAGUAUUUAUACUUACUAAAUAUUUUCUUCAUAGCAACCCCACAAAGUAGAUAGCACCAGUAUCAUUUUCUUAUUUUUACAAAUGAAGAAACCGAAACUCAUAGAGCAGUGCUGGUGAACCUUUUAGAGACAGAGAACCAGGCCCUGCCCCCACCCCACCCCUAUACUAAGUGGAGUGGCCACCCACCCCAGAGACUGUGUACAUUUCUCCUUCCCCCCACUGAAUCACUGAAUUGACAUUGACACACCCUGUCCCACCCCUUACCACACAUAGGGGAAGGAGGAAGCGCUCCUAUUGGGUUGCUGGGUGGAGGUGAAGUGAAGAAUAUCCUCAGUGAGUAUAGAGAUGGGGAGGGGAGUGGCCUGAGCUCUCAGCUCCCCUCCAGCUCUGUCAUCUGAGUCACCCACCUUACUUGCUGUGUGCUCCCAUUGGACUACUGAGCAGAGGGGCAGGGGAUGUGAAAAACUGUCAGAUGGAUGGAGAGGGGGAAGGGAGCAGCUCUGCCCAAGUCCCUCCUCCUUUCUAGUAACAAACACUUGUGGGAAGGGGAGCCACAUACCCACAGAAAGCACUCUGCGUGCCAUCUUUGGCACCCGUGCCAUAGGUCCACCAUCACUGUCAUAGAGAUUGUGCCUUGCUUAAGGUAACACAGCUUAUAAAUACUGUAAGGAUUGAGAAGAGACCCUAAUAGGAUCCUACAGUCAGCUGGAUAGACUAGCCUGGGGGCAGUAAAGUCAGCUGAGUAUUCUGAGAAAAGGAAGGAAGUGUUUUCAGCCAGAAAUCCUUCACAACCCUCCUUGACUUGACUGCAGCUACUCAAAACUGAAAGGGAGUCAGUUGGACUCUGGUCAGAGCCAAUCUGCCUUCCCCCUCUUGGGUCUCCCCUUUUGCCUUUCCUUGGAUAGAUUAUAGAGAUUUAAGUUUAAGUCAGUGUAGUGUAAGAAAAUAAGAAACAGGGUGUUGGGAAAAAGGCUUGAGGCACAAAGCCUCUGGCCAAGGACCUUUGAAACCCAACUACUGUUAAAUAUAGCUAUUAGGGCAUUCUUAACCCUCCUUCCAACUGCCUUGUCCCUUCAAUCCCUUUGUUCCCCAUCUCUUCAAAUAAAUUUUGGUUUAUGUCCAUUUGAGUUUGGUUGGGGUUUUCAUGAGAAGAUAGAGGUUAAAUGAAUAGUGGACAAAACCAAAGUAAGUCUUGUUUCAUCUAUGACAAGCAAAGAUCCAGCUUGUCACUGAGUUUAUAAAGAAGGGUCCAACAACAAAAACCCAUGCCCUUGAAAGGACUGUCUGGAAUCCAACAUCUUUCCCAGCAGUUGAGCCCACAUUCAAGACCCAAGGAUAUAGUUUGUGGUGUAUCCUUGGGAAGAGAGGUAGACAGAUUCCUCCUGUCUCUCUCUCUCUCUCUCUCUCUGAGUAAUCCAAAACUCUAAGGUCAGCCAAUCUUGAGGAAAGAGACAUAGCCAUCCUUCCUCAGACCUUUCAGCUUUCCUUCACAUCAUUUUUCUCCACUUCUCCCUUUCAACCUCUCACUGGAGAGAUGAGAAAACUCAUCCAUCCAGUGGGCCAAAACCUGUUCACCCCUCUCCAAUUAGUAAGAGAGGAGAGUCUCUUUUUUCCUCCUCUUUUACUAUACCAGAUGACUAGUGUUUUGUCCCACUGUCAACUAGGCUGCAGAAUUACCAGUUGCAAAAUAAUUACUUAUUGAACAUCAACGGUUUCCCUAGCAUUUUAAAAUGGUACAGACAUGUUCAAAACAAAACAAAAACUAUGGUCAAUAGCACCGAUUUAAGGAAUAGGAAUAGUAAAAGUGCAGAAAUCCUCUUUUCCUUAACUGUAAAAUGGGAUUACUAACAGCACCUAUCUGGCAGGGUUCCUGAUGAUCAAAUGAGAAUAUUUGUAAAGUACAGUACCUGGCAUAUAAAAACCCUUCCCCAUCUCCCCCCACCCUUUACAACUCCAAUAUUCUGUGAAGUACAUAGACAAUAUAAUAAUUCUGUAUGAAUAUCAGCAUUUGGUAUCAUGGAAAUUAGGACCUUAAUACAGUAAAACUUAAGGAAGAUCAGAAACAAUUAUGAUACAGUCAUCAAAUCUUGGCCUUUUGCCUUCUACUCAACAUAGGGAAUAAAACUAAAUUAAAUGGAACUAAAAAUAACCUAUAGGUACCAUGGAGUGGCUAAACUUAAGAGUCAAGAUGACAAAUUCAAAUCCUGUGACCCUGGAAGAAGUCCGUUUUCUCAUCUGCAAAAUAAGGGGGGUUGGACCCAAUGGCCUUUAAAGGCCUUUCUAGCUCUAAAUCCUCGAUCCUAUUAUUUUUUUCAAAAGUUUUUUAAAGUGGUAAACAUUUUUGAGUAUCAAGUGCUUCUGAGAUUAAGAUUGAUCUCAUCAUUUUUAUUGGUCUUAUUUAAAAAUGACUUUUUAAAAACCCUUAUAUUCUUAAAAUCAAUGCUAAUUAUCAGUUCCAAGGCAGAAGAGUUGUUAGGACUGGGCAAUUGGGGUUAAGGAAUUGUCAACGGGAAUGAAUAUAGAUUGAACCAUACCAUUUCUUGCCUUAUUUCCUUCAUGAGUUUUUUUCUUACAUGUGUGAUACAUGUCUUCUUGGAUUAUGGAAAUUUGAAUUGCAUAACAAUACUGGAAUAACCCCAAUCAAAUUGUUUACCAUCUGGGGAAGGGAGAGGAAAGGGACAAAAUUUGGAUUGCCAAAGGUCAGAAAACAAUGGUCAAAAAAUGGUCUCUAUGUGUAAUUAAAAAAAUAUACAUAACAAAAAAAUAAAGUGCAAGUCUGAUCACAUCAUUCCCUUAUUCAACAAACUCUUAACUGCUCUCUCUUGCUUCUGACCAAAUUAAAGCUCCCACUUAGCUUUUAAAGCAAGCUUUUCACAAACUGGCUCCAACCUACCUUUCCUACAUCAUAUAUCAUUUUCCAUCCCACUUUCCUGUCCUGACUUUUUCUUGUCAUUUCCCACAUACAUCAUUCCAUCUCCCAACUGUUACACCAGUGCCCAGAAGGCUUUGCUACCCUGUCUCCACCUUAUGAUAGGUUCAUCAUUUCCUGAUCUUCCCAGCUACUAAUAUCCACAUUAAAAAAUUUUUCUUUGAAUUCUCUAUAUAUAGGGUAUAGCUGGCACAGUGGAUAAAUAGCACUGGGCUUGGAUUCAGAAAACUCAAGUUCAAAUCUAGCCUUAGACACUUACUAGCUAUAUGACUCUGGACAAGUCACUUAACCUUGCUUGCCUCAGUUCCCUCACCUGUAAAGUGAGCUGGAAAAGGAAAUGGCAAACCAUUCCAGUAUUACUACCAAGAAAACCUCAAAUAGGGUCAUGAAGUUGGACAUGACUAAAACAACUCCACAACAAUAUUAAUUUAUACAUAUAUUCUUUCCUGUUAGAAGGUAAAUUCCUUGAAAAGUAGGGAUUUUCAUUUUUGUCUUUGUAUGACCUGGCACCUUGCACAGUGCCUGAAACAUAGUAGGUACUCAAUAUACAUGUGUGUGCACACGUGCCCAUGCUGAUUGUAAACUACUUUUCACACACUAUUUGGACAUACUUGUGGGAUAGAAAUUACUUUAAAACUGGACCUAUACAAGGCCUAUUUUGAAUUUUUCUUAUGUUUUUGAUUAUUUUUCUAUUCUUUUGAUAAUUGACACAUACAACCCCAUAACUGAACAUUGCAUUCUGAGCUAAACUUGAUAUAUUUUUUAAUACUUACUUCAGGGGGGAUUGUAUUUUAAUUUAAAAUCUAAGAAUUUUUUUUUGAAUUUUUUUGAGAUUGUAUUUUUAUAAAAAAUCCAAGAAUUUUGAAUUUUGUUUAAGAUUUUACUGUUAUAAAAAAUCAAAGAUUUUGAUUUUGUUCGAGAAAAGAUCUUCAAGAAAGAAGCUUGAAACUUUUAUAUCCAGAGAAUGAACUGUUGCAGAAGGAUGCUGAAAACCUACACUUCAUCAAGAA